Molecule: messenger RNA, 1060 nt
Organism: Spizellomyces punctatus DAOM BR117
Lineage: Eukaryota; Fungi; Chytridiomycota; Chytridiomycetes; Spizellomycetales; Spizellomycetaceae
Exons: 11
Coding region: 35-1015 (326 amino acids)
Biological process (GO): regulation of transcription by RNA polymerase II
Cellular component (GO): PRC1 complex
Molecular function (GO): metal ion binding
Source: RefSeq, a predicted model, not a curated record
CGUUCUGGCACUUGCUGAGAUCAGUGAUUGACAAAUGGCCGCAACGGCUGCUUCUUUGGACGCCGGAAAGCUACGCGCUCAUAGCCAAAGAUCUGCAAACCAUGACCAUCCCAAUCCACAAAGAGACCGUCUACCAAUAGUUCACCACGAGAUAUCAAACAAUUAUUCCGAGGAUGACCCAGUACAAACCACCGAGCAGAAGGGAAACCAGGGAAACCUGCAACGAGAUGCUAUUCCGACUGUAGUUGGUCGCAAGAUAACGUUCAUGACUCGAAUUUUCAAUGAUUUGAUGACGUGCAAACUCUGCGCGGGUUACUUUGUUGACGCAACGACAGUACAUCCAUGCCUUCACACAUUCUGCAAAUCUUGUAUUUACAAGCACUGGAAGCGACAGCAUGAUAAUGACAAGUGCUGUCCGGCAUGUAUGCACCCGCUUGGACCUAAUCCUCUGCAGCAUCUCAAACCCGAUCCUAGCAUGCAAAACAUAGCCUACAAACUCGUACCACAUCUACAAGAACGAGAACAGGAGCUCAUACGUACAUUUGAAAAAUCUCAAGAAGUUCGUGUACGCAAAAGAACAUCGGCAGGCUCUGUUCGAAGCAGCAAUACACAACCAGCAAAGAAGCACUCCAAAGUUACGGAUGGCUGUCUAUCAACCGCAACGCGUCCUGCCACUGCAGCUAGUCCAAGUUCCUCUCCGGCAGUGGGGCCGGAAACUCUCGUAGCGUUUGCCCUUGAACUGGACACAGAAUGGUUCAAUAUGCGGAAAUACGAGAAUGUAUCACGGGGGCAGGCCAGACUGGCAGAUCCCUGUCUGAAAACUAAAGCGCGCGCAACAAUUGGACAAGUUGGAAAACAUUUACGGAAGCGAUUAGCGAUAAAGCCAGCAAAGGUCGACAUUUUGCAUAAUGGCUCAAAGUUAGACCCAGAAUGGACAUUAGGAAAUGUGGCAGCAUCCGAUCCAAUUCAGCCAUUGAUAUUUCGAUAUAGACCUUGGUACAAUACUGACACCUAAUACAUCGGCGCUUUUGCUUUGUACAGACCAUUAAUCAAAAUAGUA